UGGAGGGAGGGGAGAAAAAGCGACCGAGAAGAAGCGUUCGUUUCCCUGCGUCCAACUCGUCAGGAUGAUGUGACAAGUCCCGAGCGAGAACGCGGAAAUCGGAUUUAUUUCCCCGCCGCUGGAGAUCACCCGAGCCGCCGGCUUUGAAGGCUGGCAGGCCCGUGGUGGGGACACACAACAUGGCAGAAGCGCGGCGGGAGAGCACCAGCAGUCUGCAGAGGAAGAAGCCUCCAUGGCUGCGAUUAGACAUUCCCACCACUCAGAUGUCGCUGGAUGAGCCGCCCAGUUUUGUUCAACCGAUAAAGAGGCAGGGCUUCCUGCGCAGCAUCAGCAUGCCGGUGGAAACAUCUCACAUGCAAUCGCCACCCCGAGACUUUUUUGACAGCCGGCGGCCGGUCUUGCAGCGCCAGUCGUCCAUCACGCAGACCAUCAAGAGCAGCAGGAGGGUUCACUUUGAGCGGAUUAACACGGUGCCCGUUAAGGGCCAGCGAGCUGCCCGCCGUAGCACCAGGAAGCACCACUCGCUCUCCAGAACCCUGCUCAGGGGCACGGCCGACUGGUUCGGGGUGAGCAAGGAUGGCGACGCCACGCAAAAAUGGCAGCGCAAGAGCCUCCGCCACUGCAGCCUGCGUUAUGGCAAGCUCAAGCCACAGGUGAUUCGCGAGAUGGACCUGCCGAGCCAGGACAACAUCUCGCUCGCCAGCACCGAGACGCCGCCUCCGCUGUAUGUGCCCUCCUCCUCGCAUGGCAUGCAGAAGAUCGUCGACCCGCUGGCUCGCGGUCGGGCCUUCCGCAUGGUGGAGGAGGUGGACGGCUACAGCGUACCGCAGACGCCCAUCACACCCGGGGCAGCGUCGCUCUGCUCCUUCACCAGCUCGCGCUCGGGCCUCAACCGGAUACCUCGCCGACGCAAGAGGGAGUCGGUGGCCAAGAUGAGCUUCAGGGCGGCGGCGGCGCUCGUCAAGGGGCGCUCCAUACGGGACGGCACCCUGCGACGGACUCAAAGACGCAGCUUCACCCCUGCCAGCUUCAUGGAGGAUGACAUCGACUUUCCCGAUGAGCUGGACACAUCCUUCUUUGCCCGAGAUGUUCUGAUGCACGAUGAGCUGUCCACGUUUGCGGACGAGGUGUUUGAGUCGCCGUCGGAGGCGGCGAUGAAAGAGGCCGAGCGUGGCGAUAAGGAUGAGAUCGAGUUGACGGGAAGCGCGCUGGAUAAAACGGCUCUGGAGAGGAGUCACCUGAUGCUACCUUUGGAGCGAGGGUGGCGUAAAGCCAAAGAGGGCGCGCCGGGCCCGCCCAAGGUGCCCUUGCGUCAGGAGGUGGUGAGCGUCAACGGGCAGCGGCGCGGCCAACGCAUCGCCGUACCCGUCAAGAAGCUAUUCGCCCGCGAGAAGAGGCCUUAUGGGCUAGGCAUGGUGGGCAAGCUGACCAACCGCGUGUACCGCAAGCGCAUCGACAGCUACGUUAAGAGGCAGAUCGAGGACAUGGACGACCACAGGCCUUUUUUUACCUACUGGAUCACCUUUGUCCACAUGCUCAUCACCAUCCUGGCCGUGUGCAUCUACGGCAUCGCGCCGGUGGGCUUCUCCCAGCACGAGACGGUUGAUUCUGUUUUAAGAAACAAAGGUGUGUACGAAAAUGUCAAGUUUGUACAGCAGGAGAACUUCUGGAUCGGGCCGAGCUCGGAAGCACUGAUCCACCUGGGGGCCAAAUACUCUCCAUGCAUGCGGCAGGACAAACAAGUGCAUGAGUUCAUCAGGGAAAAACGAGACAUCGAACGCAACUCGGCGUGCUGCGUGCGCAACGAUCGCUCGGGCUGCGUCCAGACCUCGGAAGAGCAGUGCUCGAGCACUCUGGCUGUGUGGGUGAAGUGGCCGGGGCAUUCCAGCGCGCCUCAGCUAAACGGCAAAUCCAGACAAUACGGCUCGGUAUGCCAUCAAGACCCGAGGACAUGUCUGGAGCCUGCCUCGGUCCCGCCGCACGAGUGGCCCGACGACAUCACCAAGUGGCCAAUUUGCACCAGGUCAAACACAGGGAACCACACCAACCUGCCUCACAUUGACUGCACCAUCACGGGCCGACCCUGCUGCAUCGGAACCAAAGGGAGGUGUGAAAUCACAUCCCGGGAAUAUUGUGACUUCAUGAAUGGCUUCUUCCACGAGGAAGCCACUCUCUGCUCCCAAGUGCAUUGCAUGGAUGACGUAUGUGGACUGUUGCCUUUCCUUAACCCUGAAGUCCCGGAUCAGUUUUACAGACUCUGGCUGUCACUUUUCCUGCAUGCGGGGGUCCUUCACUGCAUGGUGUCGGUGGCAUUCCAGAUGACCAUCCUGAGGGACCUGGAGAAGCUGGCAGGAUGGCUGCGCAUCUCCAUCAUUUACAUCGUCAGCGGCAUCACUGGCAACCUGGCGUCGGCCAUCUUCCUGCCGUACAGAGCCGAGGUGGGACCGGCGGGCUCUCAGUUCGGCAUCCUGGCCUGCUUGUUUGUGGAGUUGUUCCAGAGCUGGCAGAUCCUGGCCCAGCCUUGGGUGGCCUUCACCAAACUGCUGUGCGUGGUGCUCUUCCUGUUCGCCUUCGGCCUGCUGCCGUGGAUCGACAACUUUGCCCACUUCAGCGGCUUCGUGUCGGGCUUCUUCCUGUCCUUCGCCUUCCUGCCCUACAUCAGCUUCGGCCGCAUGGACCUGUACCGCAAGCGCUGCCAGAUCAUCGUCUUCCUGCUGGUGUUCGUGGGCCUCUUCUCGGGCCUGGCUGUGCUCUUCUACGUCUACCCCAUCAAGUGCGAGUGGUGCGAGCUGCUCACCUGCAUCCCUUUCACGGACAAAUUUUGCGAGAAGUACGACCUCAACGCGCAUCUCCACUGAGGCUUCGCACAAGCCCCGCCCCUUCCCAGCCAAUCAGGUCAGAAUGGGACUUUUUUGAAACCACUUGAACUCCAUUGGCGAGAUGCUUUGUGUUUUUCUACUCUGGUCAAUAUACGAGCAACGUGCCACCUUUGUUUUUAACCCCACCCCCACCCCCUCUACCUUAUGCUCAGCCCACCACCGUGCACUCCUUACGAGGCUCAAUACUUCACCGAGCCAAUCGUUGGUAUUUGUGUUUCGGUCUUGAUGUGGAGAUUUUUAACAGGAGGAGGAUCAGGACCACAUGUGGGGAAACAAAAUGUGAUUUAGCACUCAAAUUGUUGUUGUUUUUUUUUUUAGGUUUAAAACAAAGCCCUAUGAAUUAGAAUUGUGACUUCGAUUCCCUAUUUUGUUUUAGAUUCAAUCAUUUGAAGCCCCUUUAUGUUCACAACAGCACUUAAAAAAAUGAAAGCAGAUUGACUUUUAAUAUCACUUUCAAUGGUGGAAUUGUAAACUUUUGUUAUCGACUAGACUAGACAAUAAAAAAAAAAAGAAAAGAGAAUCACACAUUUGGAGAAUGUAACAGUACAGUUACGAGACAAACUUUAUCCAUAUCACAAUUCCUACCUAAAACAUUUUUAUCAUUUUGGACAUAUUUGUACUAGCGCUUGAC
Hippocampus zosterae (dwarf seahorse) is the source of this 3510-nucleotide messenger RNA. RefSeq names its product rhomboid 5 homolog 1a (Drosophila) (gene rhbdf1a). The record is from RefSeq and is a predicted model, not a curated record. NCBI's taxonomy places the organism in Eukaryota, Metazoa, Chordata, Actinopteri, Syngnathiformes, Syngnathidae. Gene Ontology annotation, molecular function: serine-type endopeptidase activity. The transcript has 19 exons. Gene Ontology annotation, cellular component: endoplasmic reticulum membrane. Bases 180 to 2858 code for a protein of 892 amino acids. Gene Ontology annotation, biological process: regulation of protein secretion; regulation of epidermal growth factor receptor signaling pathway.